AGCAGCAGCAGCAGUGGGAGCAGAAAGCAGAGCCGUCUGCUGGAGCUACAGCUCAGUCCGAGGUUUCCAGGACGGUUUUUCUUGUUUUUCUGCCUCCUGGUGGAAAAGUCUCACGCUUUAUCUCCCGAAGCAUCUUUACGGACCGAGACCUGCUCCACCAGCUGCCUGUCAGCGCCACAUGGCCCAGUUUUGGGACUGUGAAAUCACCUGAGAGAGAUACCUGGAGACGGUAAGUUAUCUGGACUGUGCAGACCCACCUUCAGUCCAUUUAAGAUCCAUUUAAAGUUAAAGGACCCACGAAUCGUAGGAUUACAAACAUCAUUUUCCUGAUGUUUGGAGGGAGAAGUUAUCUGAUUUUUUUUUUGAGUUUUCAAUCAUCACCUCGAGGAAAAACUGUGUUUUUUCCAGGAAAAAAAUCGACUUUUUCGAAGAACCAAACGACGCACAAAACAGGAUUACAAACAUUUUGAAUUAGCCUCUUUCUGGAGCAUCAUUUACUUUACGUCUCACCUUUAAGUGAGAACAGCAGUCUGACUGUUUGGACCUGGGUCUCCUCAGCAUCCCCGGGAGACUCGGACUGUCUGCUGAAUCAUCUUCUCUGACUGCGAGGAGUUAACGGGAACUGUUAAGAGCCUGCGGUCUCUCACAGCACCCCCCCAAACCCGUUUUACAUUCCCAGAGAUAUACUGCCGGCUCUAGCAGCCGCUGCUGCGACGCCCGGGCUCCGACUGUCCGUCUGGGAAUCUGCAGGAAGAUUAAAGGUGACAUUGUGGAUUUUUUGGCUCCUGUUGCGCUCCUGAGCGUCUCGGAGAAGCCCGGAUUCAGGAGCCACUUAAAGGAGCCGAUCUCUCUGUCAGAACAUCGAGGUCCAGAGAUCAGAGCGGCAAAAAAAACAAAAAACUCUGGCACCAACAAAGCACGGCUCUAUUUUCUAACAUCAAGGGAACAUUUUCUGCAUCUAUUUUUCUCUUUCGGCGCUCAUUAAGGAAACUCUCUCCAAUAUCAAGGCCAUUUUCCGGCAUCGCAGAGCUUCUAAAGGAUAUUUUUUUUCAUACUUUUUGGAUGUUUUUUUUUUUCUCUCUCUCUCUCUCUCUCUCUAAUAACAAGACUUUCUUCCAUUGGAUGUUUUGAAGUUUGUUCCCUGUAAAUGAAUUCAGGGACAUUUAUCUUCUGAGAAACUACAGACGCUGUCGCAGGGAAGUCUGCAGUGUGCACGCUGUAGCGAGAGUGAGUUUAUGUGCAUGAGAGAGUGUGUGCAGAUGUGUGUCUGAGUGUGUGAAGUUGCAUGCACGCUCAUGUGUGUGUGUGUGCAGUUUAGGGCUGAACGAUAUGAAGAAAAUAUGCGAUAACGUUGUUGAAUAUCGCGAUAACGAUAUCACUUGCGAUGAAUAAAACAUAUUAAAGUGUUCUCAGUUUCUGCCGAAAUACAACAAACUGCUUGUUGGAUUUUAAACAAACGAAAGGAAAUCAUUUCCAACUUUCUUUAAUUGGACAAAUUGAAUAUUGAGUUGAAUAUAAAAGGCAGCACUAAAAAAAAGAUUGACAGUUACAUUUUAAAGAGCAGUUUUCAACUAACACAAUACAUCUCGGACUUUCUUUCGCAGUGUCGCAGCCUUUUGCGAUGUUGCGUGUUGCGAUGGCGAUAAAACGAUAUAUUGUGCAGCCCUAGUGCAGCUGGUUGUGUAUUUGAGUGUGUAUGUGUGUGUGUGUAUGUGUGUGUGUGUGUGUCGUGCCCGGACAUAAACAUCACGUGGUGCGACGGCGAGUUACUACCUGUUGCUCAACUCGCUGUGAUGAAAAAAGAUACCAACCGGUCGGAUAUGAAGAGAUGAAACUUCAGCAUGAACAAACUAAAUGUCCAAAUUUUUCUUGCGGAGAAGCUGCAGAGCAAAGCUGGAAGUCGGACCAGUUGGCUGGAACAUCUUGCUCUGAUUGGAUGAUUACAGACUUCUCUUUUCUUCUGCUGACUUUGAGUUCUUUUUCCUGAACUAUUUGGGAUUUUCCUGUGUUUUUCGGGGACACGUCAGUCAGUCGUCCGGUCCUUUUGACUUUUUCCAAGUCGAGCAGAAACAGAGAAACAGGCCUCGAUAGAUACUUUUCAUCUUUAAACACAACUUCUUUGUCUUUGGAUUACAGCCGUUCCCCUUUAACUGACUGCAAAGCAUCAUGGGAGAUUAAAGGCACAGUGGAAAUCUGGUUCCUAACUGGAGUAGCACAAUAUGCUGACGACAUGAUUAAUUAUGUUACCAAUUUUUUUUUCCAACUGAUAAUUAGCAAAUAUUAAUGGUAGAAAUAAGUUUUUUAAUCAACCAUAAACUUAUUUAAUAUGAGCUCGGGAGUAUUUACCCUCCUUUCUGUGCUACAACUUUUUUUAGGAGCUUAUUUUCAUUUUCAAACAACAGUUUUUUGAAGCCACAGAUUUCUUUUUGUGUGUGUGCUGUGUAAGUUUCUUUACACAAACCUCUUCAGAAUCUGGAGAACUUCUGCAGCGUCUGUCUUUAGUUUGGAGCACUUUUUUUUUUGCAAACUAUUCAGCAGCUAUUCAGAAGACUUUGGACACUUUUGUGCAGACAUGCUCCCUGGGGGACUGGUGUCGGGCGGAGGUGGAGGCGGAGGCGGAGGGCUGUGCCUGCUCCGGUGGCUUGGCCUCAGGCUGUGGUCCCGUCGGGGGACGCUGGUGUUCGCUCUGCUCUGGUUCGGCUCCUGGCUGUUCCUAAACGGCCUGGUUCUGGUCCACAGGAGCAUCCUGUCAGACUAUUGCACCGACGACAAGAGCAAGAGGAUCCUGCAGAGACUGUGCCUGGAGUUCGGCGAGGGCUCGGUGACGGGCGACAUGUGCGAGGAUCUGUGCGUGCUCGGCCUCGUGGAGUACAAGCGCUGCCUCUACUACGAGAACGGGAAGAAGGUGAUCGAGGCGCGCUGGAGAGGAAACCCCGUCAUCCUCAAGUCCAAACUGGAGAACUUCUCCUCCUACGAGCCCCUGGGGAUCCUGGACUACCAGGACGCAGCAGAGGAACUCUCCCCGAUGGACGUGGUCUUCUACGCAACUCUGGAAGUACGAAACUCUCUGGGUCUGGCGCAGGCGGUCGAGGAGGAGGAGGAGGAGGAGGACGGAGAUGGAGGAGGAGGAGGAGGAGGAGGAGGAGGAAGCACGGGGAACAGCUCUCUGGCCAGACUCUGGGAGAAGACGCUGAAGAGCAGAGACACCAGUUUCUCCCGAGCCGAGCUGGCCUCUCUGUGGUCUCUGCUGCAGCAGGAAGAGUACACCUUCCUCCGAGUGCUGCAGGACCUGAGCACCCACGUGGCGAAGGUUUUGGGUUCCUGUGGUCAUUUCUAUGCCGUAGAGUUCCUAUCUGCCGGCCACGCCUGGGACCAGAACAUCUUCUCCCUGGAGGAGGCCGGGGGGUCCGGGGCCGGGGGGUCCGGGGCCCGGGGGUCCGGGGCCCGGGACCGCUGGAGCGCCAGAGAGAUGGUGCACCGCAUCGCGCUGAGCUUCCUGGACAUGGUGUGGCACUUCGACAACGACUUCACCCACAGACUGCACCUGUGUGACAUCAAACCGGAGAACUUCGCCAUCAGGAAAGACCUGACGGUGGUGGCGAUCGACGUGGACAUGGCGUUCUUCGAGCCGAAGAUGCGGGACAUCCUGGACCAGAACUGCAGCAGCGACGACGACUGUAACUUCUUCGACUGCUCGUCCAGCUGCAACCUCGACAAGCAGCGCUGCAACGCACACCGCAGCAACAGCAACCUGAAGGUGAUCUGUGAGAAGAUUUUCCGACCGUGGUUUUCUCCCACGCUGCUCGGGGCCAAAGCAGGUCUCCCUCUGCAGGUGGAGCUGCAGCGAGCGGUGCAGGAGUGUUCAGAAACAGACGGAGGCGUGGAGGAGGAUGUGGGAGGCGGAGGGGAGGCAGGUCAGGGCAGAGGCGUCCAUCAGCGCCUCCUCAACAUCCUGACCCGCCUCCUGCAGGAGGGAGGGGCCUCAACAGAGGAGGGAGGAGCCUGGGAGGAGAAAGGCCACGCCCACACCGCACUGAACUUCUGAGGAGCUGAAUGUUUCCCUGUUGAAAUGCUCAUCCUGGAAUCCAAUGACACAGUCUAAGAAAACACAUACGUUUGUUUCAAUGUCUGCUGACAGGAAAGAGUGACUCCAGUCGUUCAUUUCUCAGGUUCGGAGCCGCAGUUUGAGCCAACAGCCAACCCAUUCUCAUUCCUAACUCGUCAUAUCCCGACGCUGGUAGAUAGCGACGCAAAAAGUCAGCCUUUAGCAUCCGUAUGAGACGCAGCUCUCAGAUGACGUGGUAUUCAGAGCGACAAGUUUCACUGUUUAAUCAAUCAAUAACUGAUUAAUCGAUUAUCAAAUAGUUGGUGAUUUAUUUAAUAGUUGACAACUAAUCGAUUAAUCUUUGCAGCUCUGAAGAUAAAUUACGAUAGCAUAGGACAGUUCAUUUUGUAAAAUGUAGGUAUGUAGUUCUUUUAAAAGAUAUGUUUAUGUUGAAAUAAAUAUAGCUACACAAGUAGUUAUGUAUCUCGUUG
Molecule: messenger RNA, 4536 nt
Organism: Sander lucioperca (pikeperch)
Lineage: Eukaryota; Metazoa; Chordata; Actinopteri; Perciformes; Percidae
Gene: dipk1c
Product: divergent protein kinase domain 1C
Exons: 9
Coding region: 2573-4045 (490 amino acids)
Source: RefSeq, a predicted model, not a curated record